GUGAAAUGAAAAGAAAAAAAAUGAUGACGAAAAGAAGUAUCAUUCCAACGACAAAAAAUGUUGAAAAUUUUAAAAUUUACAUUUUAAAAAAUGCAGCAAAAACUUACAAGACUCAUGACUGAAGAAUUUUCUUUUACACACUGGAAGACUUUAGCGGAACUCACACUGAUGUGUAUCAGUGUUUAUAAUAGAAAACGAGCUGGUGAAGCCCAAAGAAUACUUGUGGAGGAUUUUCGAAAUAUACAGACUUUGCGUGAUACAGUACUCCCAGAACUGCUCAACAAUUUAGGUGACAAUAGAAUAAAGAAGUUGAUUGCACAUACAAAUUAAUGAUCAGAGGAAAACUUCACAGAACGGUGGCAGUUAUAAUUCCCCAUUAUAUAAAGAAAUAUUUAACAUUUAUUAAUGACUAUAGAAGUCAGGCUGGAGUAUCGGACGAUAACCCUUAUAUCUUUGGCUUGCCGGGGAAAAUGGUAGGACAGCGAUACAGAACUUUAGAAACGUGUCGAAUAAUUAGAAAGUAUACAGCUAUGGCAAAAUUACAAAAUCCAUGUUCUAUAAGAACAACCCUUCUACGAAAACAGUUUGCAACAAAGACCUCAACAAUGAACCUUCAGGAUCAUCAAAAAGAAACCGUCGUUAAUUUUAUGGGUCAUCAACGAAAUAUACACGACGAGUAUUACAGGCAGCAGAUAGUUGUAGGUGAUUUAAUGAUAAAGAAAAUCUUAGAUCAAGAAAGCCAAAUGACCAUGGACGAAAUUUGUGAAAGAAAUGAAGACAAAACUAUUGAUCCAGAUAUAGAACGACCUCUUGUCACAAAUUGUUCUGUUAGGACUUGCACUGAAGUUGGGAAUUUAACUCCUCCGCCAAGUACCAGUCAGGAACCAGUUUUUACGACUCCAAAAAGUAAAAUAAAAGUUGUUAGAAAAUUUAAUUAUUCUCCAUCAUCCGAACCAUACAGCGGUGGAAGUAGUGAUGAGUGGGACCCCGGAAAUGUUUCCCACAUUCAAAAAACCCUUGGUCCAAUGACUACAAAACGCCGUGUGUGGUUGACACCAAAAAAGUCGACAGCAAAAGUUCUGUUUAAAAACUGCAUAGAAAAAUUAACAGUACCUAGUCUGGCAGAAUGUUCAGAAGCUAUUGCUCACUCAAAAACUCUGCAAACCCGAACGGCGCAGCAAGUAAGGCAGUGGGUGCAACACUAUAUUAAAACCAAUUACUUGAAAUGUGAUACUGCAAAAAUUCGACGUCCCUGGAGUACACCAGAAAAGCAGCUUGUUCGUAAAGCUUUUGGCACCUACAUUGCGGAAAAAUUGUAUCCAUCAGGAUUUGAAAUAAGCGAAUUAAUUAAAAAACAUCCCAUCCUCAGAAGGCGCUCCACAGCUUCUAUAAAAAGUUUUCUGCAACAUGAAAGAUCAAAAAUGUAAUCAUUGUGUUUGCUUUUAUAUGUACCCGUAAUAAAUAAUUAUAA
Molecule: messenger RNA, 1471 nt
Organism: Zophobas morio
Lineage: Eukaryota; Metazoa; Arthropoda; Insecta; Coleoptera; Tenebrionidae
Exons: 6
Coding region: 330-1427 (365 amino acids)
Source: RefSeq, a predicted model, not a curated record